Kogia breviceps (pygmy sperm whale) is the source of this 2831-nucleotide messenger RNA. RefSeq names its product Sp3 transcription factor (gene SP3). Lineage: Eukaryota; Metazoa; Chordata; Mammalia; Artiodactyla; Physeteridae. The record is from RefSeq and is a predicted model, not a curated record. Gene Ontology annotation, molecular function: RNA polymerase II cis-regulatory region sequence-specific DNA binding; DNA-binding transcription factor activity, RNA polymerase II-specific. Gene Ontology annotation, biological process: regulation of transcription by RNA polymerase II.
GUCAAUCAAAAUAGGAAAAAAAAUCCCCGGACCGCUCCGGCCGUGUCCGCCGCCGCUUCCCGCAUCCUCUCCCGCCGCCGCCGCCUUCGCUCCUCACCAUGUGUAAGGCGGCGGGGAGCCCCGCCUGAGGUGCCCUAAACACACUAUGACCGCUCCCGAAAAGCCCGUGAAACAAGAGGAAAUGGCUGCCUUGGACGUGGACAGCGGCGGCGGCGGCGGCGGCCACGGCGAGUAUCUGCAGCAGCAGCAGCACGGAAACGGCGCGGUGGUGGCGGCGGCGGCCCAGGACACUCAGCCGUCACCGCUCGCUCUGCUGGCCGCUACCUGCAGCAAGAUAGGGCCACCAUCGCCGGGCGACGACGAGGAGGAGGCGGCCGCCGCAGCCGGGGCCCCCGCCGCCGCCGGAGCGACAGGUGAUUUGGCUUCUGCACAGUUAGGAGGAGCACCAAACCGAUGGGAGGUUUUGUCAGCCACACCUACAACUAUAAAAGAUGAAGCUGGUAAUCUAGUACAGAUUCCAAGUGCUGCUACUUCCAGUGGGCAGUAUGUCCUUCCCCUUCAGAAUUUGCAGAAUCAGCAAAUAUUUUCAGUUGCACCAGGAUCAGAUUCAUCAAAUGGUACAGUGUCCAAUGUUCAGUAUCAAGUAAUACCACAGAUUCAGUCAUCAGAUGGUCAGCAGGUUCAGAUUGGUUUCACAGGCUCUUCAGAUAAUGGGGGUAUAAAUCAAGAAAGUGGUCAAAUUCAGAUCAUUCCUGGCUCUAAUCAAACCUUGCUUGCCUCUGGAACACCUCCUUCUAAUAUCCAGAAUCUCAUACCACAGACUGGUCAAGUCCAGGUUCAGGGAGUUGCAAUUGGUGGUUCAUCUUUUCCUGGCCAAACCCAAGUAGUUGCUAAUGUGCCUCUUGGUCUUCCAGGAAAUAUUACCUUUGUACCAAUCAAUAGUGUCGAUCUAGAUUCUUUGGGACUCUCGGGCAGUUCUCAGACAAUGACCGCAGGCAUUAAUGCUGAUGGACAUUUGAUAAACACAGGACAAGCUAUGGAUAGUUCAGACAAUUCAGAAAGGACUGGUGAGCGGGUUUCUCCUGAUAUUAAUGAAACUAAUACUGAUACAGAUUUAUUUGUGCCAACAUCCUCUUCAUCACAGUUGCCUGUUACUAUAGAUAGUACAGGUAUAUUACAACAAAAUACAAAUAGCUUGACUACUACUAGUGGGCAAGUCCAUUCUUCAGAUCUUCAGGGAAAUUAUAUCCAGUCGCCUGUUUCUGAAGAGACACAGGCUCAGAAUAUUCAGGUUUCUACAGCACAGCCUGUUGUACAACAUCUACAACUUCAAGAGUCUCAGCAGCCAACCAGUCAAGCCCAAAUUGUGCAAGGUAUUACACCACAGACAAUCCAUGGUGUGCAAGCCAGUGGUCAGAAUAUAUCACAACAGGCUUUGCAAAAUCUUCAGUUGCAGCUGAAUCCUGGAACCUUUUUAAUUCAGGCACAGACAGUGACCCCUUCUGGACAGAUAACUUGGCAAACAUUUCAAGUACAAGGGGUUCAGAACUUGCAGAAUUUGCAAAUACAGAAUACUGCUGCCCAACAAAUAACUUUGACGCCUGUUCAGACACUCACGCUUGGUCAAGUUGCAGCAGGUGGAGCCUUGACUUCAACUCCAGUUAGUCUAAGCACUGGUCAGUUGCCAAAUCUACAGACAGUUACAGUAAACUCUAUAGAUUCUACUGGUAUACAACUACACCCCGGAGAGAAUGCUGACAGUCCUGCAGAUAUUAGGAUCAAGGAAGAAGAACCUGAUCCUGAAGAGUGGCAGCUCAGUGGUGAUUCUACAUUGAAUACCAAUGAUCUAACACACUUAAGAGUACAGGUGGUAGAUGAAGAAGGGGACCAACAACAUCAAGAAGGAAAAAGACUUCGAAGGGUAGCUUGCACCUGUCCCAACUGUAAAGAAGGUGGUGGGAGAGGUACCAAUCUUGGGAAAAAGAAGCAACACAUUUGUCAUAUACCAGGAUGUGGUAAAGUCUAUGGGAAGACCUCACAUCUGAGAGCUCAUCUGCGUUGGCAUUCUGGGGAGCGCCCUUUUAUUUGUAACUGGAUGUUCUGUGGUAAAAGAUUUACUCGAAGUGAUGAAUUACAGAGGCACAGAAGAACACAUACAGGUGAGAAGAAAUUUGUUUGUCCAGAAUGUUCAAAACGCUUUAUGAGAAGUGAUCACCUUGCCAAACAUAUUAAAACACAUCAGAAUAAAAAAGGUAUUCACUCUAGCAGUACAGUGCUGGCAUCUGUGGAAGCUGCACGAGAUGAUACUUUGAUUACUGCAGGAGGAACAACACUUAUCCUUGCAAAUAUUCAACAAGGUUCUGUUUCAGGGAUAGGAACUGUUAAUACUUCCACCACCAGCAAUCAAGAUAUCCUUACCAACACUGAAAUACCUUUACAGCUUGUCACAGUUUCUGGAAAUGAGACAAUGGAGUAAAUAUUACACAAAUACUUAUUCAUUGUGGUUAUUUUUAUACAGUAGUGAGAAGAACAUUGUUCCUAAGUUCUUAGAUAUCUUUUUAUUGAUGUGCAAAAAUUUUUGGAUUGACAGUAACUUGGUUAUACAUGACACUGAAAUGCCUUACUUUGUAUGAUAUUCCAUAGUAUAUUAAAAAUGGUAAAAUUGCAUGGGUUUUGUAGGUACUUUUGGAAUCUAGAAGAAAUGAAAUUUUACCAAGUUAUAUAAAGAGAAAAUUGAAUUUAACAAUGCGAAUGGUAGUCUAACCAAAUGCAUCAAUCCUGUGUGGUUUAGUGUAAAAAUGAGAACAUGUUGGUAUUUAUCUAUUGUAAGA